Molecule: messenger RNA, 1746 nt
Organism: Lodderomyces beijingensis
Lineage: Eukaryota; Fungi; Ascomycota; Pichiomycetes; Serinales; Debaryomycetaceae
Source: the annotation of a GenBank genome assembly
AUGCCGUGCCAACAAGACCUUGAAAACGGCAAAUCCAUACAUUGGGAAACCCCGUCGCAACAGCCGCAGCUGGCCCGAGAUCUGGAACUAGACACAAUGAACAACACGGUGGUUAAUACCGUCAACAACACCGUCAACAACACCGUCAACAACACCGAUGAUGAAAGCGCAGGCGAAAAACCAGAGGCAGUCUCAUAUUUUUCAGGGUCGGCGCACCCCAAGAGCAUAUUGCCGGUAUUGCCCGUGUUGCCCAGCAAGCAGCUCUAUCAAGUUGGCUUCGAUGGCGCUGGAGAUCCUCUUCAUCCAUUCAACUGGUCGACUCUGAUGAAAUUAUACGUGUGCUUCGCGUGCUGCAUAAUAUGCCUCGCGGUCACCUUGGGUUCCGCCAUGUUUUCGGCUUCGCAGCCAUCUUUGAUGAAAGUGUACCACAUCGGAUGGACCCCAAGUGCCUUGGCCACCUCACUCUACGUCUUUGGGUUUGCUUCAGGGCCAGUCGUGUGGGGACCAGCGUCAGAGUUGUAUGGACGCAAGAUGCCCUUGUUGAUAUCGGCGUUGGGUUUCGUUUCUUUUGCAUUUGGAGUCGCCACGGCCGAGAACAUUCAGACAAUCAUGAUUUGUCGCUUCUUUUGUGGGUUCAUUGGCUCGGCCCCCUUGGUGGUUGUUCCUGCCAUCUUUGCCGACAUUUUCGAUGCGCAAACCAGGUCAAAGGCGUUGGGCAUCUUUUCAAUGGUGUUGUUCGGGGGUCCCAUGAUUGCACCCAUCAUGGGCGGCUUCACUGUGAAAAACGCAGAGCUCGGCUGGAGAUGGAACGGAUAUUUUAUUGCCAUUGUUGGUAGCUUGGGGCUAUUCUUGUGUUUAUUUGUUCCCGAGACCUUGGCCGACAUUAUCUUGGUUCGCAAAGCCGAGGCCUUGAGGAAGCAAACUGGUAUUUGGGGGUUGCAUGCUCCGCAUGAAGAAGUUUCGCUAUCUGUCAAGGAGAUUGUGCAGACCCAAAUAUCAAGACCGUUGAAGAUGCUCUUCACUGAACCUAUCUUGUUUCUCAUUUCCAUUUACAACGCAUUCGUGUACGGGUUGCUUUACGCAUUCCUCACUGCCAUUCCAUUGAUAUUUUCAGGCAAGUACGGGUGGUCCAGCGGGGUUGGUGAAUUGCCCUAUAUUGCCAUGUUCAUUGGAACUCUCCUUGGUGGUGUCAUUGUGUCAGUGUUUGAAUUGAGAUCAAAGAGAAUCACGGCAGCCAAAGGCACUGCUUCACCCGAGGAGAAAUUGCCACCAAUGAUGGUGGGCUCAGUUUUGUUCGCAAUUGGAGUGUUUUGGCUCGGCUGGGCAGGUGGGUUCGGCAACAGAGUCCACUGGAUCGUCCCGACUCUUGGAGCUGUGCCCAUUGGCAUGGGGCUAAUUGCAAUUUUCUUGCCAUGCUUGACAUACCUUGUUGACUGUUAUCUUUGCUAUGCCGCCAGUGCCAUCGCUGCAAACACGUUCUUGAGAUCUUCGUUCGGUGCAGCAUUCCCAUUAUUUGCAAAACAAAUGUUUGACAACUUGGAGAUCAAGUGGGCAGCGACUUUGAUCGGCUGUAUUGCGGUGUUAUUGAUUCCAGUCCCUUUUUUAUUUUACGUUUUUGGUGAGCAGUUGAGAGCGAAAUCCAACUUUUGUCUGUCAAGCCUUGAGAAAGUGAGUGCUGAGACUAGACAGCAGCGUCAGCUAGUGUCAGAACAAACUACUUUGCUGGAACUUUCUGUAUCAAAAUAG